This is a messenger RNA of Anthonomus grandis grandis, 4142 nucleotides long. RefSeq names its product tRNA-specific adenosine deaminase 2. Bases 1 to 492 code for a protein of 163 amino acids. The transcript has a single exon. Gene Ontology annotation, molecular function: tRNA-specific adenosine-34 deaminase activity. Gene Ontology annotation, biological process: tRNA wobble adenosine to inosine editing. The record is from RefSeq and is a predicted model, not a curated record. Gene Ontology annotation, cellular component: cytoplasm; nucleus. NCBI's taxonomy places the organism in Eukaryota, Metazoa, Arthropoda, Insecta, Coleoptera, Curculionidae.
AUGGAGCUAACAAAAAAAGAAGAAGAAUUCAUGGAGAAGGCCUUUGAUUAUGCGAAACAGGCCUUAGCGAACCAAGAAGUGCCGGUCGGUUGUAUUUUCGUACUUGACAAUGAUAUUCUCGCGGUGGGACGUAAUGAAGUGAACGAAACAAAAAACGCAACAAGACACGCGGAAAUGGUUUGUAUCGAUCAAAUUGUAGAUAAGGGAAAUUCGCGAGACAUUUUUCGGAAAAUUGACGUUUUUGUUACGGUAGAACCGUGUAUAAUGUGCGCGGCCGCUCUGUACAAUUUGAAAGUGCACAGUGUGACUUUCGGGUGUAAAAACGACCGGUUUGGGGGCAGCACGGUGUGUAACGUUGCUGACAUUUUAAAACCCGUAACAGUGGUUAAAGGGGGUUAUAGGGCAGAUGAAGCUAUGCAGCUUUUAAAGGAGUUUUAUAAGGGGCAGAACCCUAAUGCUCCCGAGAGUAAAGUAAAAAAAAAAAAGGAAUGAUGUUAUUUAUUUGUUGUUAUUGAGAGUUUUAUAUUAUUUAAAGGGGCUGAGAUAGGGGUUUCAAAGAUUGGGAUUACAGAAAUCAUGAAUUUUUUAAUUGGUGGAGCAGUUGCUCCUGAAUAAUGUUUAUCACAAUUUUUUUAAACUUUUGACUCAGUUCUUUAAGAAUCAGAAUUUAUCUUUUCUUAAUGAUUUUUGUAAUUUAAAUCAUUUAUCUUGGUUUUUAGUAUGUAGGGUGAAUGCGCCUGUUUUCAACCGUUUAACGGUUUUUUGUCUUUAAAAAUUGUGCAGCCCAACCGUCUUGACGAAUAUGUCAAUCAAGUUUUGUUCUUGAUGAUAUAAUAGUAUUUAGUAAUUGCUUUUUUUUUGAAAAUAAGUAUGACUAUGCCCAAAAAUUUACAAAUAACAGAAAAAUACAAAAUACGCACUUUUGCCGGUUUUCGAACACCCGGAAUCGUUGUCGGCCAAAAUUCUACCCGUUUUCGACCAAUACGUUCUAUUUUCGUCCACAUGUCUUACCGUUUUUCGGCCAUUGAGUUUUUUUACUUAUAAGUUCUUAUAUUUUAUAAUAAAACUAUUAUUUAUACCUAUUUAUUAGAAAAAAAAACGGUUUUGCUUAAAUCUGUAUAAUAUAUUAAUUAGAUAAUCUGUUUAUCAAAAAUAGAUUUUUCUUAUUUAGAUGCUUGAAAAGUAAUAGCUAAUUAUUAAGGGCUUUUUAACAUUAACCAAGCAUCAAUAUAAAAAAUUUACACAUUAAAACAGUAACAAAAAAUAAAUAAAUAAAAGCAACAAAUUAUACCUUAAAAUGUGGCAGGAACUAAAAUUGUUAUUCCAUGAAUUUUUGGUAAAAAAGGAACAAAAAAAAUGAAGCUAUAAAAGAGUGCAAGCAGAGAAACUAAGAGCAACAAAAACAAAUAUAAUCUUUUGAUGCUGCUUCAAUGUACGUCAUUCCAAUAAACUCUGUGCCUCGCAAGUGAAACCAAUUUGUGCACUUAUCACAUCUAAUGUUCUUUUCCUCGUCUAUUUCUGUGUCGCUUACAAAAUCUUCAUUACAAGUAAUACAUUUUGUUUUUUCCUUCCUUUCAGCCCCUUCGUGAGUGCUGUCUUGAACAUUGUCUGCCUUUUUAACAUUUCUUUUAUUGUAUCUUUGUCUGGCGGUCGUUCUAACAUUGAUUUUCUUUUUUUCUGUUAUUCGAAGUUUUUGGGCAGACAUUCUAUUCUGUUUUCUUUUUUCAAUUUCCUCUGCCUUUCACUAUCAUUUUCCUCGUAAUGUCUUCUCCAUGCUACAGACGAAAUAGCGCUUGGUAAUUUUUCAUUGCUGCUGACUUUCUUUUUAUAUGUCACAGGUUCUGGAUACAUCAAAUGACGAAGAAACGAGCCUUGAUUUGAUCAUGAGAUUGGUUAGUUUCUAAAAGGGAUUCUCGUAUUAAUUCUUCACUAGAUUGGUGUUGCAAAACUGUUUCCUUUUCAGCGUGGACGUUGGUACUGUUUCCGGUGUUACCUCCCGGGACUCUACGUUUAAGUCAGUAUCUAAUACAAAAGUAUAUUAAAUAACAAUAAGAAUAGUAAUAGUAGCAAGCUUUUUACAAACCUGUUUUAUUUUCAUCAUACAAAGUUGAUGAUGACGUUUCAGUUAAAGUCUCCCCUGAUUCUUCUACGUUGAGCUCGGUAUUUGUGUUCGUUUCAUUAUGAGAACAUGAUGUUUCAGGUGUAAUCUCCCAAGCUUCUACGUUAAGCUUAGUAUCUAAUAAGACAGAAAAAAGAAUAUAACGUAAUAAUACAAAACGUAAGUAGCUUUUCACAAACCUGUGUCCUUCUCAUUAUGAUAGGAAGUUGAUGAAAGUAUCUCAGGUAUCACCUGCUGAUGAGACUCUAUGUUGAACUCUGUAUCUGUUUCCUCAUCAGAAGUUUUUUGAGGCAUGAUAUCCCUGGGUUUGAUGUAUAGAACUCUUUAUCUUUAUCGUUUAUGGGCAUACAGAUAAUAUUCUGUACAGGAAUGAUGUCAAUAUUAUCCAUGUUAACAUAUGUUCCAGUUAUAUUAUCUGGAACGACGUCUGUAAUGUGAGGAAGAGGGUCUUGUAAUGUUUGUUGGUGAGUCACAACAAUGUCAUUCGACAGGGUCACAUCUGUAGAAGGAAUACUUAGCUCCAGAAUUUUAAUCUCUUCCAUAAUUACAUCAACGUUAAUACCGUAACUAACUAAUUUUUCGCGAAUUGCUUCCAAAACCUGUUUGGAACCUUUAAUAUUGUCGGAAGAUAGUGAUGGUUCUACUAAAUCCUGCGUAGUUCUAUCAGUAUUGUGAUUCUCCAAAGUGUUUCUUACACACUUCGUGUAAUCAACAUUGUUCGGGUUUAACGGAAAAAGGCCACACUUGCGGAAACAAUUGAUGAUAUACUGGGUCAUAUUAAUAUUAUUAAGACAUUCCUGAAACACUUGGCAGAAAUUUAAUUUUGUUAUUGAAGAAUUAAUUUUUCCGGUCGAUUUUGCCACUUUCUGACCGUAGGUUUCCACUCUGUCUUCAUGGGCUUAAAGACGCUGACAUCUGCGGGUUGCAAGAUGUGUGUGGUAUUGGGUGGAAGCCCAUAAAGUAUGAUGUCAUUUUGCUCACAGAAUUCACUGAGAGCCAUGGUCAUAUGGGAUCGGUGACCAUCUAUAAAAAGGAUGAUAGGCUUUUUUAUCUCAUUUUCUAAUAACCAUUUGGAAAAGUCGUUUGCUAUGUACUCAUAGAACACGUCCUAUUUCAUCCAUCCUGAAUCGGAUCGACCCAAUACCCAGUUUUUUGGCAUAGUUUCUACUAACUGCCUGGGUGGCCUUAGGUAAGGGAAUACUAUUAAAGGCGGACAAAGAUUCCCGAUUGCACUGAAAACGAUUAGUACCGAAAGGUUUUCUUUUUCUUGUCCUUUUUUAAUUUGGUAGAGAUUUUUCCAGCCUCUUGGUGCCAAGACUUUGCCGGUCUCGGGGCACAUAGAAAAACCCGAUUCGUCGCCGUUAAAAACACGUCAAAUAUUUCUAAAUAAUUAUGAUCAUUAAAAAAAUGCAUUAGUUCUCUAAACCACAACCUUAUGGAUUCCUCAGUAAUUACAGCUCUUGCUUUGUUUAUUGAUUCGGCUUCCCGCAAUGAAAUUUCUGGGUAACGCCUUAAAAAAUUAGCAUACAUCGUUGUUUUUUCCAAUCCUUAAUAAUGCAUUCGACGGUAGCCAUAAGAUCAGAUUUUUUUAUGGGAAAAUUACAUUUUGCCAUAGUUAAAAUCCAUUCAACAAUUUUUUUUUCUACUGCGAUAGAUAGAAGUGGUUCCGGUCCAGUUUUUCUGGAAAUUUUUCCUUUAAGAUGAUCUUGAAUUGUACUUCUAGGAACUUCAUAUCGUCUACUUGCUUCCCUAACUCUUAAAAAUAUAAUAUAGGGCUGGGAUGCUUAGUCGAAAACUAGUUUGUCAAUAUUAUCAUACCUAAUAUCUGAAAUUAGCCUUAUUUGUUGCAAAUUUAUUGAUAAAUGGCCGAAAAAUGGUUGUGGCCGGCUAACCGGCACAAUCACCCUAUGUGUAACUGUAUACACAAAAUCAGGUUACUACAACACGCACUAAUUUAAUAAAUUUUUUCCCUCAUAUUUUAUGUUUAAUGAAAGUGUUAUUUUAUUAAAAAUUUUCACCUAAA